This is a messenger RNA of Magallana angulata, 3869 nucleotides long. RefSeq lists its product as uncharacterized. The record is from RefSeq and is a predicted model, not a curated record. NCBI's taxonomy places the organism in Eukaryota, Metazoa, Mollusca, Bivalvia, Ostreida, Ostreidae. The transcript has 2 exons. Bases 590 to 2341 code for a protein of 583 amino acids.
AAAAAUUAAGCAGUAUUUUAGCCACACAGGAGAAACUAAGAGCUAGAGGCACGUUUAAGUGAAAAUGAACAAUGUUGGAAGGUGUGGGAUGCAAUAUUUAUAUUCUAUUACAUCACUAUACCACAAAAAUUCUUGAUCCUGUUGAGCCUCCAAGCACAAUCAUGUACCAAGGAAGGACAGAAAUAAAAUAAAUUACAUACAUUUAGGCCCAAUUUAAUUAAAGUUUAAGACAUGAUAUGUAUUGAACAUACAUUGUUUUCUUUAUUUGAUAACGUUUUACUGGUAUUAAAUAUAUUGAUGUGACUGUUACAAUACUGGCAUAUGUGUAAAUCUUAAAGAAUUUGUAAUGAUUUCAUUGAUUUGAUGAAUUCUAUUUAUAAAAUGUCAAACAAAAUGUUAAAGCUACAACCUUAUGGUAAUGUUUAUUCAUUUCGGUUGAUCGUAUUUAUAACAAUUUACUCGUUCUAAACCAAUAUUUGAAAUACUCUUGUAAAAUUAAUGAUAAUCUAAUACUGCCCUUAAUGCUUAUUAAAAUAAAUUGUGAAUUCAUUUUUGAUACAAAUUCGGACUUUCACGUACCAUAUUCCUGAUGUUAAUAAGGAUGGUUUACUUAGCAUGUGUUUUCCUUGCUGGAGUCGUUGAAGCAGCGCACUUUGCUUUUUUCCCAUUCUACACAAGUACUGAGACGGAUCGUUCCUAUUCGAGUCAUAUCAUUUUGAAUGUGACGGUCAAGAACGAAACAGAAUGGACUCUGAAAAAUGGGUUAGGAGCAGAGAUGGUUAAGGCUAACACAUCUACGUAUAAAGGACUCAUUGUCUACCCGACCUACGGCUAUUAUCUUUCCUCGAAUUUCGACCACAGCCUAGAUGUGAGUAUCACAACUUAUGUCAAAACCAACACUUCGGAAUACAGCAGUUUUUAUCGCGUGCAACCACGGCCGAUGUUAGGACAAAACUACACAAUUAGUAUGGUAUCCGACAGCAGUAGUGAAUAUGAGUGUGCAAUUCUUGCUCCAAUCGACCAACAAUUACAUAUAAUCGUCACUCUGCCGCCAGAUUUACUAUACAAAGUACUGCUGUACGAUGAAACGUUAAAAGAGACUCAAACCAACUAUACUGUUCCUAAGGGUAAGGCUGUUAAACUUCAAAGUCGUUUUCCAAUUAACGGGGUCAUCAUUAUGUCUGAGACCGCAAAGUUUUCAGUAUUUUGUGCUGAGAGAAAUAUGAGAUAUCAGCUUUUACCCAACCGUUACUGUGGAAAAAAAUUCAAUGCAUUAUGCCCAAACAAUAACUACUUUUCUUACUGUAAUGUUUCGCUAACUUCUGUAAUAGAUAAUACUAUACUAUUUCGUACCAACUCAACUGGACAAAGAAGUCAAAUGCUUUAUAAAGGACAUUUUAUUUCAUUUCGACUCGACCCAGGGAUGGAUAUGGCGUUGAGAACUACAAAUGAAGUAUGCGUCCUGAUAUCAAAGUUUCGCGAUCUCUUUGUGAAUAACACAAUUUUAAAAAGCCAUGUGGAAAUGAUUUUCUCACAGGAUAAUCCUCCAACAAAACCUUCUGCACUGACCACUACACAAAAACUAGAACCAACCAAAGUUUCAACUUUAAUGAACAAGAAUAGCCAAACUAUAACCACAGCAGGUGCGUUACAUAGUUUUCCAUUGCAAUUUUCUUCUACAUUAUAUUCAAGAGUCUUAUCAAAUAGAAAAACGUCAAUUUUCAAUGUUUACAAAACCUCACAACAAAAUAAUUUUAGUCAAAGUACAGGAAAACAAUUAAUAUUCAAAACAAUACCAGAUUCAACAAAAGAAAAGAAAUCAACUUCACUUGACCGAACAACUAAUUUUGCGCAUAUAUUUUUAAAAUCUUCGCCUUUAACAAAUCAGGCUACAGUCCUGAGUUCGCUAUACCCGCUAACAACAACGAAGAAACUAAAACUGCUUAAUUCAACAAGCAGAAAAUCUUCCCUCCAAACAAAGGAAAAUCAAAUUUCGACCACCUCGUCCGUUAUAGUUCCUAUUUCCAAAUUGCUAAUGCAAGGCAAUACCAUAUCAAUGAAGGAAGGUUGCGUUUGUUCAGAUACUGAAUACUGCGCCGAAUUCCGCCAGGACAUCGUGUCCCAGGCGGAAGUGACAUCCAAACUUAAUCACCUACGGUCGACAUUGUCUGUAAACAAGUCUUCUCUCACUUCCUUUGUCCGACAGAAAACUUGUGCCGUUGACGAGCGUACGUCGGCGAGAAAUAUAGGCUAUGUCGGCGUGCUCGUAAUCUUGAUGUGUUCGAUGUUAAUCAUCUCGUGUGAUUUGAUCACCUUAUUUCAGUUAGUUAGAAAAGUUUAAAAGACGUUUCUGACUUUUACGAAUAUGUGAAAAUAAUUACUGGAACAAAUGACGAAGAUAUCAACAAGGUCAGAGGAACAAGAUUCUUAUCAAUGAUGGUAGAGGUGAAAUCUAUGUGCCGCCAUGUUUUAACAUGUAUAUAUGUUGUAACAUUUACAUGUAUCUAUUUCAUGGAGUAUGUACAAGAAAUCGAUAAAGUUGUAUUUUGAAAUAGUAAAAAAAAUUGUUUCAUUUUCAGAAUAAACUCAAAUUUGUAAUUGCAGUGUUUGAUUUUUCUGAUCGUGAUGGUACAUAAGUUAUGUAACGCGCUUUAGAUACAAAUGUAAUAUUGAAGAGCAUAAGGCAAGAGGCCUAUGUGCCACAUCGCUCACCUGAAAAAAAAGUUCUUUUAUCUAAAUAUAUACUAAAAUAUUGAAAACUCACAAGAUAUUCUCUUAUGUCUUAAGAUUUGACAAUGCAGAAAAACAGUAUUAAAAAUCGUGCCUACAUUUUUUAACAUUAUAAGAUGCAUCAACUGAAUAAUCUUAUUAUCCUUGACCUCAAUAUUUGAAACUCUCUUGGGCCCCAGUAUUUCCGGGGUCACAAUAUAAAUUAUCAUAGAUAACUAUGCUUGCAUCGCAGUUCUUGAAAAGAGGAGUUUUAAACGUUUUCUCUAUAUAUUUCUGUGUUUGCAUUAAACCCCCAUUUGGCCUCAGCAUUGGUCUACGGGUCAUUAUUUAAACAAUUUAUAAUCUACAUUAUAUGAGGAUACGUGCAUAGUAAUCUUACAAAUUGAAGCAUCAUUAAAGUUCUUGAGAAGAAGAGUUUUAUAACAUAUUCCCUCUUAGGGCCCAUUUGGUCCGGAGUCCGGGAUUGAUGGUUUUUACAAAUUAGGAUGUACACUAUCUGAGGAUUUUUUCAUAGUACACUGUACAUGCAAUCUCAUAAAUUGUAGAUCUUUAUUUAUUGCUAGUAUGUUGAAUCCUCCUUGGGGCUCUAGCAUUAGUUCAGGGGUCAUGGUAUUAACAAUAUAGAACCUUCACUACACAUUCAAGCGUUAGUAUAAAUAUUGGAAUUUUGGUGCAGUGGUUCUUAAAAAGAAUUUUUUAUACGCAUGCCUUUUUUCACUGUUUCGUACUUCUCCGCAUUUUUAUAGGGCUUUCGCUUUUUCUCAUAAGGUUUCUUUGUUCCAAAUAAGCAAAACUUGGCCCAUUUGGUCUAAGAGAAGAAAUCAGAAAUCUGAAAGAGUUUGCACAGGGACGAACGAACGCCGAAUAACAUAUCAGAAAAGAUCACGUGGACAUUCAGGUGAGCUAAAAUAGAAAGAUGCAGCACACAACAAACCUUAGGCCUACAUUUUACUGACGAUAUUGUUAUAAAAAUGUACUUACGACAAAAUAUUAAACAGAAUUUUUUUUUAAAGGUUUAAAGUGCUGAUUAUUAUUUAUAUCAUAAUAAAAUGUUUAAUGGUAACGCAUUGUAAAAGACAACCUAAGGAUGCAUAGAUGUCCCCCAUGGUGAACAUUUAGCACUGAACACUGCUGAAAUG